Messenger RNA from Solea senegalensis (Senegalese sole), 7397 nucleotides. Its product is annotated as nucleus accumbens-associated protein 2. Gene Ontology annotation, molecular function: protein binding; DNA-binding transcription factor activity, RNA polymerase II-specific; RNA polymerase II cis-regulatory region sequence-specific DNA binding. The record is from RefSeq and is a predicted model, not a curated record. Gene Ontology annotation, biological process: regulation of transcription by RNA polymerase II. The transcript has 7 exons. Lineage: Eukaryota; Metazoa; Chordata; Actinopteri; Pleuronectiformes; Soleidae. Bases 498 to 2291 code for a protein of 597 amino acids.
CUCACUCGCACUCUUCCUUGCUCUCUCUUUCCCUCUUUCUCUACAGUGGCACUUGUUGAAUUCAACCCUUGGAGAAUAGAGAGAGGGGAGAGAAACAGAGGGAGAGAUAAUGACAGGGAGGUAGAGGGAGGCUUUUGAGAACAGAGACAGUGAGCAGAGAGAAUGGGGAUUUGGAGGGUAGACCGAUAGAGGAAAGGCUGGGUGAGGAGAGACACAGAAAAGUCAGUCAGACAGCGGAGAGAAUCAUCUCUGAAGCAGCGGGGAUGACAUUUUAAGUGAAAGAGAGAGUCAGCCAGACGGAGCACAUCAGAGUGCUCCCCCCUCCAUCUCUAACUGCACUUCGGCUGUCCUGCUCCUGACUGCUGCUGGUGUGUUUGUGCGUUUCAAGGCUCCAUGGUGCUUCUUAACCCGAGGACUGCCUUACACAGAUGCCUCUCUCAGCGGCAGAGUCUGCAUUGAAUAUCUGAAGCCUCAUCUUCCUCUUUCUCUCGGCCAACAUGUCCCAGCUGCUCCAUGUGGAGAUACCGAACUUUGGAGCCACAGUUCUGGGCUCCCUUAAUGAGCAGCGCCUGCUGGGACAUUACUGCGAUGUAUCCAUUCUGGUCAAAGGUCAGGCAUUCAAAGCCCACCGGGCCGUCUUGGCUGCCAGCAGCCUUUACUUUCGUGACCUCUUCAGCAGCUCCACCAAGACAGAGUUUGAGUUGCCCUCCUCAGUCACACCUGCUUGCUUUGAGCAGAUCCUCAGUUUCUGCUAUACAGGGAAGCUAACAAUGGCAGCUAGCGAACAGCUGGUGGUCAUGUACACAGCUGGCUACCUCCAAAUUCAGCAUAUAGUUGAAAGAGGCAUGGACCUAAUGUUCAAAGCCAACUCACCUCACUGUGACUCACAAACAGCAGGGUCUUUAGAGGAAACAGGAUCCGAACCGCAGAGUCCCUCCAAUAACGGUAAUGGCCUCGCAGUGGCCGCCCUUCUGGGAACCCAAGGCUGGUCUCCAUCUCUACUCCUGCCCCAACGCAAGAUUAAACUUGAAGGGGGUGAACCAACACCCUUGACGAUACCCUCGACACAAAGCAAGUUUUCAUCUUCGGAAUUGGGUAGUCGGCUGGCCAGGGCCAGUUCACUGUUCUACACGACGGCUGGAGGGACCCCAGUUCCUGGUCUGCCUCCUUACCACCUUCAAGGGCCUGUCGGAGGUGGAGCAGGAGGAGCAGGAGUGGAAAGGUCCAGUCCUGGAGCAUCCAGCCUGCCCACCACUGACAGCCCGACAUCCUACCAGAAUGAGGAUGAGGAGUUUGAGGAAGAGCCAUAUGAUGGGAUCACAGAGGAUGCCUAUAGUCAUCUCUAUGGGCGUGCAGCUAACCCCUAUGGGAUCCAGGACAAAACCGAUAUGGCAGCGUUGCCCUUGGCCUUGGAGAACCGCAACUGUGUGCUGAUCCGCCGGGACCUGGUGGCACUGCCUGCAAGCCUCAUCAGCCAGAUAGGCUACCGCUGCCACCCUAAGCUCUACACAGAGGGAGACCCCGGAGAGAAGCUGGAACUCGUAGCCGGUACACAGGUAUUCAUGACUCGAGGCCAGUUGAUGAACUGCCAUCUAUGUGCCGGUAUCAAACACAAAGUGUUGCUCCGCCGUCUGCUAGCUACAUUCUUUGAUAGAAACACUUUAGCCAAUAGCUGUGGGACAGGUAUCCGGUCCUCUACUAGUGACCCCAGUCGGAAACCCCUGGACAGCAGGGUCCUCAACGCUGUAAAACUCUACUGUCAAAAUUUCAACCCUAACUUCAAGGAGAGUGAAAUGAAUGUGAUUGCCGCCGACAUGUGCACAAAUGCAAGGCGUGUCCGCAAGCGAUGGUUACCCAAGAUCAAAUCCAUGCUGCCUGACGGCAUGGAGGUGUACCGCGCAGGAAUGGGCAUGGGUGCUGCUGUGGGUCUGGGUCUGGCACUGGGAGCCCCUCAAGCAGGGGUACCCCUCCCCUUCGAGCCAGACUUCAAGACCCUGGAGCAAAGGUUGUAUCCAGAUCGCAAAGAUCCUCUCAGGACUCGAGCACCGCUGACAGAGGGCAGUCCCGGCUCUGGGGCGCCUGGAGCAGAGGCUGAAGGCGAAGGUGAAGGAGUCAUACAGGAAGAGCAGGAGGAAGAUGAGGAUGAAGCUGGGCUAGAAGGUGUAGAAGGAUCACUGGGGGCACCAGCUCUGAUUCCAGGUGCUGAGGCGGGCAACUGUGGUGACACGCACAUGCCACACGAGCAACAAGUGGAGAGUUUUGAUCAAGGUCUGAGGGUGACUGGACAGUGAAUGCCUCUCACACAGUAAAAAUCUAACACCACAUUUUCUUUGGCAUGCAUCUCCUCCAGCACCCUUUCUUCUCGUCUGUGCUUCCUCAUCAGGAAAUAUCGGCACAAAACGCUGCGCUCAAAGAUUUCACUAACAAGAGAUUCGUCACACAUGCAUGUGCAUUUGUGUGCUUGUGUACACACAUACUUACUGAUAGGGGAAGUGGACACAGGCAUGGCGUUGGCACACGGAGACAUUUACUGAUUUCCACCAUUUUCUUUCGUAAACGCAAAUGUGUGCACUCUGUAUUUUAGCUCUCGCGGCAACAUAAGCAAGGCCUGGUUUCAGUGUAACAGAGAAGCAUCAGACGUGUGCUGCCGGUGCAUAGAAUGUAAUAUAAUGGCAUGUAAAACAAUUCACUUUUCCUUUGAAGUUGCAUUUGCAAAAGUUGGGGGGGGGGAUACAAAUUGGACAAAACACAGCUUUCAUUAAAAGUGAAGGUCAACUACUGUAUUCACACACAAAUAAAAUGAGCAUUUUUGCUUCCUGAUGAAUCAGGACAGCCGUUCAUGAUGAAGACGAGAAAAGAUUUUCUGGGAAGCCUAAAGACCUCACCAAAAUCUAACAAAUAGUCUGUCACAUGGACUUGUUUUUUCAUGCAUACUUUCCCAUGACACAUUGGAUUAGAUUGUCAAUGUGAUGCCUGUGUCUGCUCCAGAAGGCCCCUCCCAGUCACACACACACACACACACACAAACACAAACACACAUGUCCUCACAUUUCUUACCUUAUGAUACCAGUCUCUCAGAAAAAAGAAAAGAAAGUGACGCUUGUGUUUACGCGAACGACUCCUUUUCGAUGACCCGUUCCCGUCUUACCGUCACAGUGAGAGACACGGACAAGAACAAGCACUAACAUCCAAGCUUGCAUGCAUAAAAACAAACAGUGGAUACAGAAAACAGCGACAAAAGCAACAAGCCUGCAUCCUGAUAAAUAAGAAUACAGCUAGUGUUGCCUCAAGAUCUACCAUUAAUGCGCAAAAAGAACUGUCUUUUCAUCCCUCACAUGGACAUUGUUCACAGACCUCAGUCUGACACAUGUUAGAACUGACAUGGGUGUUUCCCAGAAUUGACUGUGUUUGUCACCGUAUUGAUUGGAUUUUUUUCUUUUUUCAUGCAACUACAGAGUGUCCUGUCACAGCAGGAAGAGGAGACUAUAUUAUAUGGGAUAGUAAGAGAAGUUCACUAUAACAAUGUAGUAGAAGAAAAGAUGCCAGAGAGAAGCGCUGUUUCACAUUGAUGUGGUGGUGUGAUUGGCACCAAUACUACAUAGUCCUGCUUCCAUCCUGUUUGUUUUUUUUCUUUUGGGAGGGCGGGGUUUGUUGGGGGGUAAAUUAUUGAAUAAAAUGUAUACGAGCAAUUUUUGCUGGCUAACUGCAUUUGCACAAAAAAAAAGUUUAAAGGUGGGUGACAAAGGAGUUUGGCAAAAUAUGAUCGUACUAAAGGACGAAAUUUUCCUCCACAUCUCCCCAAUUAUUUAUUUUAUUUGGAUAUUUUGGGUUUGGUAAGAAAGAAAUGUUUUUUUUUUCUGACAACGACUGUUUCUAAAAAAAGAUUCGGAUGGGAAUGCCAUGAAGCAACGUCGAACUGCAACUUAAGCCUGAAUUAUUUUCACAGCUAUUUUCUUUUUUCAUACAUAUAUACAUAUAUUCACACACAUAUAUUUUUAUGCUUUCUGCCACGUGCAAGGACACAGUCCAAACAUCAGUUUUUCUUUCCCCCUUUGUUUUGUGAAAGUGAUUUUAAGUGCUAUACUGUUGUGUAUCUUUUUUUCGGUUUACUGGAUUUUCUGCUCGGCGGAACAAGAUCAUUUAUCAAAUCUAGACAACACCACCCCCCUAAAUUUAUUUUAAAUCAUCGCCAAUGUUUUAGAAAGUACAACAGAUUAUGAAGUGGUUGAAAAAUUGUAUUACUCAGCUCUUUUCCCCCCACAGAAUCUCAUUAUACUAUGUGAACAACUGAGCAGAAAGUACAGUAUAUGCCCUUAAUAUACAGUAUUUGAUCUAGAUCUCACUUCGAAGGUUGGGCCAGGUUAUUCUCUGUCUGUGCUCUUCAUAUCUUUGGGGGAAAGCUUUACGAUGACCCUGCACAAGAAACACAGGGUUAAAAAAAUGCACUAGGUAAUAAUGAUGACGUUUACAGGUUUCCUGUUUUUUUUCUUUUUCUUUUUUCUUUUUGGAAGAAAUGUGAUCUGCCAUCGAUGAAACAGAGCUGUGACCGAGUGGCUGAUGAUGAUGGAUGAAUGUAAACUGUAGCACUGCGUUAGUGAGGGCUCCAAGCCUUGACUGAAUAUGGUUAAAUACUGAAUCUUCUUUUUUUUAUAUCCCUUACUUCUUUCCUUAAUUGUACUCUUGAAAUUGGCCAUAGUAUAAAAUAUUUCUGACUGGCAUGAAGAUGAUGGAGUUUGUGAUUUUUAUUUAAAAAAACAAAACAAAAAACAACAAAAAAAACUAACAAAACCCCCCCAAAAACAAGGUCUUCCAAAGUGACUUGACAGAGACACCAAGGAGCAUUUCUCUAAUACGUAGACAGCUGAGUGAGUUCAAGCACAGGCUUUUAUUACUCCACUGUUUAUACUAUCAUCAUCCCAACAGUUGUACACUAUGUCCCUAAUGUUGAACUGAAAGUUUUCUGUAUUCAUCUCACCAUUCAGUAAAUGAAUUCUUACGUCAUUUUUAAUUUAUUAAGAUACAGUUACAAAGUUGCUCUUGUAAAACGAUAUAAUAAUAAAUGCAUUCAGUUGUUUGUUGGAGCCACUGCCUUAAUGCGCUUGUGAUUUUGUCCCUCAAGGUAACAAUCUUUCCAAACUAUUUUACAUAUACUCCAAUUCUUGGAUUACUGCCAUAGCCCCGAAAGUAAACCCCCUUAACUUCAUUGGUAAAUGUGUAUUUUUAAUCAUAUUGUCAUACACAUUUGAUUAAUCUAUUCUUUAGGCUUUAUGAAGAUCUCCUUUUUUAAAAACAGGUUAUUUUUUUUCUUUCAGGAGUUUGAAAUGACGUACCCCGCAGAGUAGAAAUAAAGAGGUGAGGAGCAGUGCCUUAGAUUGUGAGUGUGUGUGUGUGCGUGGAUGUUACGAUGUGAAACUUUAUGACAAGAGAGUAAUAGGUGACAAGACAGGAUUAGUAGUCUUUCCAGAACUGCAAUAUUAUGCAUGCAAUAAUAAUAAUAAUGAUCUUUUAAUAGGGUCACUUUACGGGAGCAAGUGUGCAAGUUCACCAGCCAGAUUAACCGUUAAUCCACAGCAAAGUAGAUCUCAGAGACUUGCGCCAAAAACAGCCAAAUCUUAUGUCACGUAUGAUAUGAACGAGUCAGACUUGCUUUUGCACGCACAUGUCAUUUUUAAAUAGUCUUUACGUACAAAACAAUAACGCAUACGUACAUAUUUUUCAUUGUGUAUUGAUAUUGCAGAUGUUUUGCAUUCACUUCGUCCACUGUUUUUCAGCUUAACUGCAAAAAUAUGUCUGACUCAGUCCCAGCCAACAAAAAAAUACCUACCUUUUUUAGACUAUUUUCUUGCUUCUCUUCUGCUUGGGUUGCUUCUUGUGCAGGGUAAAUUUGAACGGGAAUAAGGUUGCACUAAAAAAAAAACUGAGAGAUUCUCAGAGAAUGUCAUGGCUGACCCUUUGGGACGAUGAGCUCUAUUUAAUGUGGCUGAGUGAUAAAGUCCUGUAAAAUGUACAGUAUAUAAUGUAUGUUUUUUUGUUUUUGUUUUUUUCUUUUUGAUUGAAAGCAGAGUUUCUUUCAUGGCAAACGGAGAGGAGUUUUUAACCACACCAUCACAACACCUGCAUGGCCACACCAUAUAAAAGGAUUGGAAAUGGGUCGCAUUGGAUACUGUAAAACCAAUGGGCAUAGUUGUUUUUUUGUCACUCUUAAUGGUUGAUUUUGAAAACAAUACAUUUAUAUGCAAAGAGACACUUGUAUCAUAAAAUGCAUGCCAUCCAGAAACUCGCUCUAACCCGAUGAAACCUCUGAUCUUUAUGCACCAUGUAUUUUAUGCUGAGAACCUGUUGUCACUGUUAGCAAACUAAGACUGUGGACUCUUGCAAUGAGUAGGGUUGUAUUUUUACCACACAACCUGGCCUUUUAUUGAAUGUUCACCUCUUGUGAUGAUAACAGAAAUGUAGUGUCAAAGAGUGGGAUACACGCAGACUAACUACCCAGUUGAGUGUGCAUUUGAACCUUCAACAGACUCAGAGAACGUGCACUAAAAGUUUAUACAGUAUGUAUAUGUUUGUGUCCUUGAUAAAGCCAGCACUUUAGAACUACUAAAUGAAACUAAACUAAAUGAAAGAAAAGAAAAAAAUCGUAGAGUGACCAAGGGUUAGGUAAAUAUGGGGGGAAAUGCAACUUAUAAAGCCAUGUGUUCAGAGCGCUGACAAUCAGAAUAGGGAUGAGACAAAGUGCACUAAGGGAGAUCUGACAUGACUUGCUGUGCUCCUGCUAUUUGCUUCGUCUUUCUCCAGCUUGCUUUGGUCUCUGCUAGCUUACUCUCCAGAGCGGAGGCUUAUUAUGAUGUUAACGCCAGCCUUCUAUAGUCAUAAGCAUUUGUCUCUGCAACAAGGACUGACAUAUAUGUGACUGAUACCUUGGUGCUUUUGGGAACAGAGCUGUUCCAUGUUGACAUGGGCCAUAUCUGCAAUGCUCUGGUAAGCAUGGGCUGAACUUGGUCCUAAGUCUGGGCUCAUUGGUGAACUCUUGACGGAUAAGAGUUCAAGUAGACGACUAAAGAGGACCUUAUCAUGCAACUCUACACUUUGAUCAUGGCAAGGUUCUUCGCUAUCAACAACAAGGCCUGCACCAGGCACACUGGGGUUGGACAAUUACAGUGUCGAUGCUGCUUUAUGUUGAAAAUGAAAAAAAAAAAAUGUUUAUGCUCCUUCUGAAUCAAGCAUCAAUAAUAUAUAAAAACAAAAAUGCAAGUUGCCACUUUUGAUGUUGCAAAAGUUUCAUUCCCAUCAUGGUAUUUGCCACCACCAGUUUCAGUUGUGUAGUCUAAGAGUAACUGGUUUCUUUAAAUGCAAUACAGAAAAAUCUGCUUUCUAAUAAAAGUCCUUACUUCACCAUA